AUGGACGGCCGGGACGACUUCUUCAGCGACUUCAUGGUGCUGCGGCCGGACAAGGGCGGCGUCCGGAGCCUGCUGCACCUGCUGUGCUCCUGCAAGGUCGCCGACAACGACGCCGUCGACAGCCCCGUCGGCACCGAGGUCGCCGAGCGGCGGCGGAGGUGGGCCAUCUUCGUCUCCCUCGUUGUGCAGAUGCUGCUGCUGUCGGUCAAGACGCCCCUGGCGGCCUUCGGGAGGGCCGUCGAGUACUGGAUGAACCUGCUCACGUACAAUGGUGGCAGCGUCAUUGGGCUUGUCAGGAACGCUGUGCAAGGGAAAGUACGAACUCCGGACAGGACAUCUCCAAAUUACCGGUCCUUCAUCGGAUUAGUUGACACGAGAAUUGAACUGGACAAGAAGAUCAAGGCAGCGGAUAGCAGCUAUAACGCAGCUCUUGGUAUCAUGGCUGCAAAGCUAGCCUACGAGAACAAACUCGUCAUCAAAAACGUCGUCGAAAGCAAUUGGCAGAUGACGUUCUUGGAGUUCUUCAACUGUUGGAAUGAAUUCAGGGGCGACUACACCACCCAGGCGUUCAUGCUGGCGGACAAGCCCGCGGACGCGGAGCUCGCCGUGAUCGCGUUCCGCGGCACGCAGCCGUUCGACGCGGAGCAGUGGUGCACGGACGUGGACUUCUCGUGGUACGAGAUCCCCGGCGUGGGCAAGGUCCACGGCGGCUUCAUGAAGGCGCUCGGCCUGCAGAAGAACACCGGGUGGCCGGUGCAGCCCUCCGAGGCCGAGACGAAGCGCCAGUACGCGUACUACACCAUCCGCGAGAAGCUGCGCGCGUUCCUGGCGGCGAACCCGCGCGCGCGCUUCGUGGUGACGGGGCACAGCCUGGGCGGCGCCCUGGCUGUGCUGUUCCCGGCCGUGCUGGCGCUGCACGGGGAGGACGUCCUGCUGGAGCGCCUGGCCGGCGUGUACACGUACGGGCAGCCCCGCGUCGGGGAUGCGCAGCUGGGGCGGUUCAUGGAGGCGCACCUGGACCGCCCACGGCGGCGCUACUUCCGGUUCGUGUACUGCAAUGACGUCGUGCCGCGGGUGCCCUACGACGACGCGGCGCUCCUGUUCAAGCACUUCGGGCUCUGCCUCUACAUCGACAGCCUCUACAGGGCGGAGGCGGUGGCGGAGGAGCCCAACAAGAACUACUUCUCGCCGCUGUUCGUGGUGCCCAAGUACGCGAACGCGGCGUGGGAGCUGCUCCGGGGGUUCCUCAUCGGCCACGUGUGCGGCGCCGUGUACGCGGAGGGGUGGGUCAUGCGGGCCGCCAGGGCCGUCGGGCUCGUGGUUCCCGGCCUGCCGCCGCACUCGCCGCAGGACUACGUCAAUGCCACCAGGCUCGGCGGCGCCUCGCUGGAGCUGCUGCUCCGUGAUUAG
This is a messenger RNA of Miscanthus lutarioriparius, 1410 nucleotides long. The record is from the annotation of a GenBank genome assembly. NCBI's taxonomy places the organism in Eukaryota, Viridiplantae, Streptophyta, Magnoliopsida, Poales, Poaceae.